GUUUUAUGCUUAAUUUUAUCCUCUGCUGAGUCAGGUUGGUAAAAUUCUUCUGAUGAUUAACAACGACUCUUUACAGUCGCCAGAAAAUUGUAAAAAGCGGAGAAAAUGCUAUUCCGGUCCAAAUCCGUGAUCUUCCUCGGUGGCGUAUUCACCUUCUUCUCCUUCUUUCUAGCCGCCGUUGCCGUUGCUACGACGGCGGCCGUGAAGGAAGAUCAGAAUUUGUUCGUUAAUGCAGUUGAGAACGGGAAAGUACUAGACCUAGAUGAAUCCAACUUCGAUGCCGCUAUUUCAACCUUCGAUUAUAUUUUCGUUGACUUUUACGCCCCAUGGUGUGGCCACUGCAAGCGUCUUACUCCCGAGUUGGAGAAAGCAGCUCCAGUUCUUGCUAAAUUGAAGCCGCCAAUUGUUGUUGCGAAAAUCGAUGCUGACAAAUACAGACGUAUUGGCUCUAAGCAUGAUAUUGAUGGGUUUCCGACCUUAAAGAUAUUUAUGCAUGGGGUCCCUACAGAGUAUUAUGGACAAAGGAAAGCUGAUAUACUUGUUCGAUUCUUGAAGAAAUUUGUUGCUCCAGAUGUUGCCAUUCUCAGUUCUGACUCCUCUAUUAAGGAGUUUAUUGAAACAGCUGACACCCAAUUUCCUGUAUUCAUUGGAUUUGGCUUGAAUGAAUCCACCAUAUCCAAUUUGGCUGUCAAGUACAAGAAAAAGGCGUGGUUUGCUGUGGCGAAAGACUUUUCCGAUGAAACCAUGGCCUUCUAUGAUUUUGACAAGGCGCCUGCAGUUGUCUCAAUUAAUCCAGGAUACAAUGAGCAGAGUGUUUAUUAUGGUCCUUUUGAAGAGAGUUUCCUCGAGGACUACAUCAAGCAAAGUUUGUUGCCUCUUGUUUUACCAAUAAAUCAAGAUUCACUGAAAUUGUUGAAGGAUGAUGAGAGGAAGAUUGCUUUGACAAUUGUUAAAGAUGAGUCAGAUGCAAAAUCAAAGGAUUUAGUCAAGUUGUUGAAGGCUGCUGCCUCUGCAAACCGUGAUUUGGUAUUUGGUUAUGUUGGCUUGCAGCAGUUUGAAGCGCUUGCAGAGUCAUUUGAAGUGAACAUGAAUUCGGAAUUGCCGAAGAUGGUCAUUUGGGAUGGAAAUGAGGAAUACCUUUCGGUUAUUGGUUCAGAAAGCAUGAAGGAAGUGGAUCAGGGAUCAGAAAUCACACGAUUUCUUGAAGGAUAUAGACAGGGGAGUGUAAUCCAGAAGCGUAUUAGCGGUCCUUCUUUUAUGGGUUUUAUAAACUCGCUCUUCGGGAUGAGAACUGUUUAUAUUCUUAUCUUUGUUGUUGCAAUGUUUAUUCUAAUUCUCACAAUCAAUAAAGAGGAGCCUCAAAGGGCUGGUACAGAGGACUCAACGGAUCAGGGGAGCAGUUCUACUAGUCAACCUGAGACCAGAGAAAAGGAAGAUUAAGUGAAGCUUAUUAUAACUCUGAAUUGGUCCUAGAGAAAUGUAUGAGAUGCUUGAUCCAAAAGGGAAAGCCAUUUCUUAGUGAGGACGGGAUCCGGGUGUUCUUCUAUUAUAGAGUUUAUCGCCGAUGGUUCAAUUUUCGCGAGCAUAAUUAAAUUUUUAUUUUCUAACUAUCCUUUAAUUAGUGGGUGUAGAAUGAUUUACAGCUGAUAUUUUGCAAUUUUCAUGUAUUAUAGCUUUAUGUUUUUUCGACAUGAUCAACGUGCGAAAUGCUUUUGGUAAUGUGUGUUCUCUAGGCCUUGGUCUCUUAGCAUAUUUUCCGUUCAUUUCGUUGGAAGCGCAACACAAGAGUACCCAACUGCCCGGAGUCUCCACCAUCUCCGCCGACCAAAGUGCCUCCGGCAACAGUCACGUCAAUGGACCCACAAACAAGCACCAAAGUACCGUUGCCGCAAUAAAACGACACAACAACGGGUAAAAGAAAUGCAACACAGAACCCAAUAUCACAACAGCGAACCUCCACUUUGGGCGAGGGGAAUCACGCGCAAAAAAAACGCCGCCGUUAUCCCUCAAAUCCAUGGACCGGAAAGCCCAAGCCCACAUCAGGUAAUAUUUUCCAGAAUACACUUACAAAAGGGUUUCAGCACUUGCAGGACUAGAAAAGGAGGCAUCCGAGAUGGUAGCCACUUCUGAAUUAAAAACACCAACAACAGCAUUUGGAUGGACCGGGAACCACUUCACUUUCAGCCAGGGCCAGAAGUCUCAAAGUGUCAGAUACCCGCGGUGUUACCGGUACGAUCGGACUCCAGAGAGUAGGACAAAUAACAAAGAGAGACGUAAAGAAGAAAACUGAAUAUAGUGUAUUUCUUUUGACAAAAAUUCAAGGGUGGCUACACAGUCCUAUUUAUAAAAGAAUCACCGAUAGACGGUUGAAUUCCCCAACCGUUUCCAGCUGGCCAGAAAGAGAGUUUUCUAACCGAAAUGGAAAAUACAACCCAAAAUGCAGAUGAAAUGAAAUGCACAGGUAAUACCCCCAAAUGUUGUCUAAGUUGACUUAGUUGACGAAGAAUUAUAAAGGAACCCAGUAUUGUGUUACAAUGUCAAUCAAGUCCCCAGGCUGUGACAACUCCUUCCCUGAUAAGGUCAACCUUGUCCUCAAGAUUUGAAACCUGGAAACUGCUUCUGCACAAAUCCCUGGUCUUCCCAAGAGGCAUCAUCUGCACUGAAUCCCUUCCAUUGAAUAAGCCAUUGCACAACCUGAUGAUUAUCACGUAGAAUAAACCGACGUUUCAGCACCUUCUCCGGACACAGGGUUGAUUCUGCGAGCAAUGAAAAAUCAGGUGGUGGGGUGCUUACAGCAGGAAUAUGGCCAUGAAACCUUUUGAGAAGAGACACAUGGAAGACAUCAUGGAUUCUGACUUGAGCUGGAAACUGUAACUUAUAGGCAACCGAUCCAAUUUUUUCCAAAACCUUGUAGGAACCAAAGUAUCUGGAAGAAAGCUUUAAGUAUGAUCUGACUGCCAAUGUAGACUGUUUAUAUGGUUGCAGU
Molecule: messenger RNA, 2986 nt
Organism: Oldenlandia corymbosa var. corymbosa
Lineage: Eukaryota; Viridiplantae; Streptophyta; Magnoliopsida; Gentianales; Rubiaceae
Source: the annotation of a GenBank genome assembly